ACAUUGAGAGUGGGUGGAGAGAGAAGAAAAGCGACGUCUUCGAUUCGAACGAUUGAUUGUUGGUGCGACGAAGGAAGAUCGAUAUUCGAUCGAUCAAAAUCGCAUCCUGAUUGUUGCGUACCGAUCCGGAGGCUGAAUUCCGUAUUAUCCGAAUUUCUUAGUGAUUGAACCGGCUGAUUAUGGAGUUUGGAGAGUUACUGGCAAUUUUUGGACCUGGCGUUGCCGGCGCAGUGUUCGGCGCUGGUUGGUGGUUUUGGGUAGACGCCGUGGUUUGCAGCUCCGUAAAUAUUGCCUUUGUGCAUUACCUUCCAGGGAUUUUUGCAACUUUGGCUGCGUUGAUGUUUAACUGCGUGAGAAAAGAUGAUAUUGAUUACUCGCCCUAUGACGAGGGUGAAUGGAGGUUGAAACUUUGGCUAUUCAUCGCAUAUGUUGUAUCCUUUGUGUCGUUGGCUGCAGCCGUUGGCCUAUUGGUACAAGAUGCUGUGGUGGACACCGGUCCUUCUGCAUGGACUGGAGUUGCAGGUGUUCUUCAAUGUGUAUUUGUUCUUAUCAGUGGUCUCAUUUACUGGAUAUCUCAUUCAGAAUAACCUGGCAGGCCUGUGCACAUAAAGAGAGAGAGAAAGAGAAAGAGAGAGUCUAAUGAUGGUUUAGUGUGGUUAUUUUUAUGAUGCAAAUGAUGUCGAUCUUUUGUGUUGGGGUUGUUUGAUCAACUUGAGGAUGCAUGCAAUUCAGGUUGGUGUAAAGUUAUUGUGUUAAUAUGUUUCAGCCUUUCAGUAAUAAGUACUUUAACUGCAUUGCAUUUUAUGGGUUCAAAAGCUGUGCAUAUUCCAGUAAAUGAAAUCAUUUUUUCUAAGCUA
Messenger RNA from Andrographis paniculata, 857 nucleotides. RefSeq lists its product as uncharacterized. Bases 180 to 587 code for a protein of 135 amino acids. Lineage: Eukaryota; Viridiplantae; Streptophyta; Magnoliopsida; Lamiales; Acanthaceae. The record is from RefSeq and is a predicted model, not a curated record. Gene Ontology annotation, biological process: protein targeting to vacuole; late endosome to vacuole transport via multivesicular body sorting pathway. The transcript is spliced from 4 exons.